AUGGCAGACGAGCGGCGAAUAUCGCUGGAGCUUUUCUCCCUAGUGAAGCCCACUUGUGUGGAACUCUCACAAGUUUCUUCCCUACCUCCCGCUGAUCUCAAUGAAAAGUCCCCAUUACUCAUUCAGCACCUCCAGACGCUAUGUAAUCAACUCGAUCAGCACAAAAACCGUUAUGAUAAGCACGAAUACGUCCUAUCGUCGAAGAUCGCCGACUAUAUUUUCUUUCCUUUGACAAAUAUGUUGAAACAACCCACUUUAGAUCCAGAUGCAACGAAGCAUGUUCUCCAUAUCAUUGCGUUUCUCUUAGAGAAUUCCUGGAUGCACCAGAUCAAUGAAGCCUUACUAGACCAAUUGUCACCAAUAAUCGUGUUUCUAUGUCGUGGUACAAGCCUGGAGCCAGAUAAAGCUCUGGUCUCGACCCUAAGUCUUCAGUUCAAACAGGAGGUCGUUCUUUGUCUCAAUAGUCUCGUUCACUGCUUCCCGAGAACUUACUACACUGGAGACACGCAAAGAAGAUUAAGCAUACUAGGGGACAUAACUACCAUCCUUCUUGAUAUUCUUGGCAACAUACCGCAACCACUUGAUCAAGAAAAGAACGAAUUGGCUGACAAUGUUAUUACUUGUCUUACAUGGCUAUACUCUGUCCGAGUGACCUCUGAACAAACGUCUUUCGUUUUUCCUGGAGUUAUUUCGAAGAUGGUGAACUUUGUGGUUACUUCCAAAAACUUGCAUGCUAAUACAUUACAAACAGUGUUUCAGCUACUACAGACUUUCAUUAUUAAGGUAUUUUCUGAUUCCUCCUUGGAUGCAAGUGUUUUGGACCUGUCGCCGAAUAUCGCUGAUUUAAGCUCGCUCAAAGCGCUUUAUGAUGAGAAGCCGGAUAACACCGAUAGUGCUAAUUCGGAGCAGCUUGUUUCCAUCAAAAUCAGCACUCCAGAGAGUAGCCACAGGACAAAAUCAUGGCUUUCAGCUACCUCAAGGCAGCUCAAAAUUGCAUUAAUAACAUUGUUUCGACACAUCCUCAUUAAAAGAGGAGGUAUUCGAGACAAGAUUGUGUCCCACGAAAAGCUACAAGAUGCUUUAUUCCUCUUUAUCAAAGAGAUCAAUGCGCAAUGCUCGCAGUCUCUUUUCGCCAAUAUUAUCAUAACAAGCAUUGAUUUCACUUCAUUGCUCAUCCAUUGCAUUUCCAAAAACCACGAUACUAAUGAAAUACUACUUCGCAAGGGUACUGAACUCUUCAUCGUGGGUAGCGCAUCCUAUUUAACUCUUUUGCACAAGGUUUUGACUCAGAAAACAGAUGAUCUCAUCUCCAGUCAGUUAGAUCGUAUCCUUUUAUCAGCUGAUGAUGACAAAAUUGGACUCACUCUUGUUAGCAUUCAGCUCCAUCUACAGUUGUUGGAUCGGCUAAGUGCUCGCAUUGGUAUCACCUCUUCUGGGAGUGAACCUCGUCUCAGGGCUGUGCAAAAGUUAUACCAAGGUAUUCUCAGCAAGGAACGCCUGUUGGAGUUCUCCACAGAUGGCAAAAGACGUACUGCUUCUGGGAUUAACGGGCCAGCAGACACCAUCGGUGACGUAUCCGAAGAACUGCAAAACACAUUGGACUCUGUCGUUCUUCCUCUGCAUAUCAAUGCUAGAAGUGUGAAGAAGUUCCUGGCCCCAAACACAGCACCCUUACAAAAUAGAGAAACGAAUUUAGCCUUGCUAUUACGCACUUCGGUCUCGAUGAACAAAAUGGAGGAUGCGGCAGAGAUCAGAAGCUUCUCGUCCUCCUUCACUACUUCCGUUUAUGAUGCUUUCCAAAACUUCGUCAAUUUCAUCGGGGCUUCAUCGGAAGACAUAACAAGUCUCAUUGAUAAUUUACUGUUGGAAGACGAUGGUCUGAUAAAGAGUAAGGGUGUAUUUCUAUGGUUGUCCAAUCACCUUCUUAUGUCUUCGAGGGCCAAGCGUGAGGCAGCGGAUAUAAGCGAUUUUAUUACUUUUUCGGACGAUCUUGAGAAUAAUAGUGAAGAAGAGGAAGCUGGAUACUUGAUUCUCGACUACGCUAGAACAAUCUUUGAUGAAGCCCUCGAUGCUCGCAAACAAUGGUUAACUCCAGACAUCAAAGGUCAUCAAGGUAGUGACGAAAUGAGCUAUGCGAUUGCUCUUCAAUCCCUCGGGUCUCUUUCAAAAGUAUUAAGCAAGCGUGACUUUGAAAGUGAUGUAUUGAUGGACAAUCUAUACCUUUUACUUGAAGCAAUGACUCAAGGUCCCAACUCGAUUGUUCAUCAUCUGGCAAAGAAGGCUUUAUUCAGCAUCACUAAGGAGUACUAUGAGGGAAGCCUACAAAAACUAAUUGAAGCAAAUUCAGAUUACUUGAUUGACUCCUUGAGUCUCAAGCUCUCUGUAAUGAGUGAUUUAACACCUUCACUUCCUGGGAUCAUGUUGCUCGUACUCAAAAUUUCUGGUGCCGACUUGGUCAAAUCAAACCAACUUACAGAUAUCCUAAGCGAGGUCUUCCUAGCGAUCGAUUCUUUCCACGGCUACUCUGUUUUGGUCGAGAAUUUCUUUCUUGUGUUCCAAGAGGUCAUCGCUUUGAUUAAGAAAAUGUAUUCGAAAGAGUUGCUUGAUCACAAUAAGUUGAAAUCAAGUACAGAAGUAUCGCCUUUUAAGCCCUGGGGAAUGAGGUCAAGAAACCAAUUUGUUGAAAUCAUCGACGAAAAAAAUAGACAAGCAGAUCCUUUCUCGGAUUACGACCCGGAAAAAGAAUACUUCAAGAGGAAGCCUGGGGUACCGUUCGGUGAUCAAGAUUCCGAUGAUGACAGCGACGACGACCAGUCCAAUACACCCACAAAGGACGAAGACAAACCCUGGCCUUCACCAAUUCCCAAAGAGACAUACAACCUUGUUCUUCAGAUCUUUAAAUAUGGUCUACAGUUACUCACUCAUCCGUCUAUAAAGCUUCGGCUUACUAUAUUCGAAACGCUUAAAGAUGCGUAUAUAAUGGUGGCCUCUAAUUAUGACCAACUAAUGCCAGUCAUGGCCGAAUUCUGGCCCAUUAUUAUGGCCAAGCUUUCUGGUACUAGCACUAUUUCGGAUUGGGAACAUCGCGACGCAGAAUUUAGACAGCUUAUGGAGCCUGCAAUAGAGUUUGCCAAUGUGGUAUUUGAAGAGGAUUCAAAACACGGGUCUUUUAUGAGCAGGAGAUUCCUCGACACUUGGGAGUUCCUCUCCAAAAAAGGCCCUUUCUUUCAGACUAAGGCUGACACUGGCAAAUCAAAAGCCGUUAUUUCGACAUCUGUGGCCCCAUCGGUACGGCUUGCAUAUGUGAAGCUUUUUGUCACAGCACUCAACAACUAUGAACGCCAGAUACCGCAUCAAACAGCAAUUGAGAUUGCCAGAGUGUUUUAA
Messenger RNA from Candidozyma haemuli, 3387 nucleotides. RefSeq lists its product as uncharacterized. NCBI's taxonomy places the organism in Eukaryota, Fungi, Ascomycota, Pichiomycetes, Serinales, Metschnikowiaceae. The transcript has 2 exons. The coding region runs from base 1 to 3387 and encodes 1128 amino acids. Gene Ontology annotation, cellular component: cytoplasm. Gene Ontology annotation, biological process: chromatin remodeling. The record is from RefSeq and is a predicted model, not a curated record.